AUGGUUCUUGUUUCUCGUCUAUUCCAAGGCCUUGGCCUGGCAGCCUUCGCUGCUACAAUUUGUCAAGGUGCUGCUCUUGACAGUCGAUCGCUAGUUGAAAGAGCCUCCACCAGCGAUCGUCUGGUAUUCGCUCAUUUCAUGAUUGGCAUUGUUGGCAACAGACAAAACUCUGCUGAUUACGACGAUGAUAUGAAGCGUGCAAAGUCCGCUGGCAUUGACGCCUUUGCCCUCAACAUCGGCACCGACGAUUACACGGAUGCACAGCUCGAUUACGCGUAUGAAUCUGCCGACCGUAAUGGCAUGAAGGUUUUCAUCUCAUUCGACUUUCACUUCUGGUCAGUUGGCGAUGCAGCCGCUGUUGGCCAGAAGGUCAAGAAGUAUGCCGACCACCCAGGUCAGCUACGCAUUGACAACAGAGUUUUUGUUUCCAGUUUUGCAGGAGAUAACCUCGAUGCCAACGCUGUGAGAAGUGCUUCUGGCUCUAAUAUCUUCUUCGUCCCUAACUUUACUCCUUGGGGAGGCUCUACGAAUGGUAUUGAUGGUGCUCUGAACUGGAUGGGUUGGCCAAAUGAUGGUAACAACAAGGCGCCUAAGGAUGGUAAGAGUGUCAGUGUCGCCGAUGGUGAUAAGAGUUACACGAACUGGCUUGGGAACAAAAAGUACAUGGCUCCUAUCUCGCCCUGGUUCUUUACUCACUAUGGUCCUGAGGUCGACUGGUCCAAGAACUGGGUCUUCCCCAGCGGCUCACUCAUCUUCGACCGCUGGAACGAGGUUCUUCAAAAUGGAUUCCCUAUGGUUGAAAUCCUCACCUGGAACGACUAUGGCGAGUCUCACUAUAUCGGACCCCUCAAAAACAAACACACCGACGAUGGAGCAUCCAAAUGGUCCAACGAUAUGCCUCACAACGGUUGGCUUGAUCUCUUUAAACCCUUUAUCGCCGCAUACAAGAACAAAGACACCAACGUGGCCAAGUAUAUCGAAAAGGAUCAGAUUAUCUACUGGUAUCGCCGUAAUUUGAAGGCCCUCAACUGCGAUGCUACCGAUACAACUUCUGGUAGAGCGCCACCUAAGCCAAAUGAGAACUAUUUCCAGGGUCGCCCGGAUGGAUGGCAAACAAUGGAAGACGCUGUCUACGUCGUGAGUCUGCUCCAGUCUGCUGGAACGGUCAUCAUCAAAUCAGGCAGCAACACUGUUACGAAAGAGGUUCCUGCUGGAGCUACUCUUAUCAAGGUCGAUGCUGGCCUUGGCAAGCAGACAUUCACUCUCAAACGUGGCAGCAAUAACGUCUUAUCCGAUACCUCACUCAUGGAAAUCACGUCUGUCUGCCCCUGCGGCUUGUACAACUUUAAUGCCUAUGUUGGUACCGUUGCCGCCAGCUUCUCUGACCCUCUUGAUAGCAGUGGUCUCGCGUCGUUGACUGUCGGUCUGCAUGUCACGACGUGCCAGCCUAAGCCUUCUCUCGGAACCAACCCAGCUUCCCCGACACAAGGAAAUGGUCCCCCCAUGACGACUGGCACAGGGAGUGGAAAGACUUGA
Messenger RNA from Fusarium musae, 1536 nucleotides. RefSeq lists its product as uncharacterized. The transcript has 4 exons. Gene Ontology annotation, biological process: mating projection tip cell wall disassembly. Bases 1 to 1536 code for a protein of 511 amino acids. Gene Ontology annotation, molecular function: glucan endo-1,3-alpha-glucosidase activity. The record is from RefSeq and is a predicted model, not a curated record. NCBI's taxonomy places the organism in Eukaryota, Fungi, Ascomycota, Sordariomycetes, Hypocreales, Nectriaceae.